GAAAUUGCGGCCAUCCUGAUAAGUUUCCAGAGGCACGCAGAAUGGCAGAGUUGCGAGGUGAAGGUGCGACCAAGAAGUGGCUCCAUGCUGCUGUACUCCAGGAAGAAAGUACGUUACCGGAGGGAUGGCUACUGCUGGAAGAAAAGAAAGGACGGGAAGACGACAAGAGAGGAUCACAUGAAGCUCAAGGUCCAGGGUGUGGAGUGCAUCUACGGAUGCUACGUGCACUCGGCCAUUCUCCCUACGUUCCAUCGAAGGUGCUACUGGCUCCUUCAAAAUCCAGAUGUGGUCCUCGUUCAUUAUCUAAACGUUCCUUACCCGGACGGCGACGCCAAGCUCGCAGCUCUGCCGCCGUGUCUGGCGUUGCCGCCGGAUAAAAAGGAAUGGACGAGGGACGAGCUGGCCUCGCAGUUAAGGCCGAUGUUCCUUGGCGGUGACGAUGAUCCUAACAAUCCACACGUUAAUCAACAGUCGACCCAUUCUGUGGAUAUGAUCGUCACUCAGCUCCUGGAUAGGCAGCGAGCAUCCUCGAGCUCAUCUACCAGCACUGCGCAACUGGCCCCUAGGAGGCUCACACCCGACAAUCAGGUCUCAUCGACGACCGGGGGUCAACAAUCAUCUACCACGACUUCGGCGGCUCCACGUGUAUACUCUCGUCAUUCCCACUCUAGCCAGAGUCAGCAACCUGCUCCCUUAGUAUUAAGUUUGCAACAAAUUCAGGGCGGAGGUGGUUUACUUAUUCUUAAUAGUCAGCCAUAUCAUCACCAGCAGCAACAGCAGCAGCAGCAGCAGCAACAGCAGAGCCAACAGGUGGAAAUGCAGCAGGUCACCGAACAGCAGAUCGUUCAGCAAACUAGCGUCGAUCGGGAGCAGCAGACUAAGCAAGAGAUUGACUCGAAGGAUAGCAUUGAAAGAUCAGCUGUACAGACGCUAACGACGCCUGCGAGUGGCCAGGGCGUCGCAGACUUUGCCGAGACGCUCGAUCUUAGUCAGGAAGACAUACAGAGGACAUUGUCGGCUAACAUGGUACCUCCGUCUCCGUCGCCAUCACCGGCUGAUAACAACAUCAUAAAUCCCUUGGAUUUUAUUGAUUCUUCCGACGACGUGCUCGUAAAUCUCGACGCCUUUGACGUCUUUGGCGACCUGCAUGAGUUUCAUGAUUUUGAAGCCGAGCAGGCUAAAGCGGAUGAUCGGGGUGGUCCUGAGAAUGGUCCAGCCUGCCAUCCUGGAACUACCGUCCAUAUUGCUGAAUACAGCCCGGAAUGGAGUUAUACCGAAGGUGGCGUUAAGGUCCUAGUAGCCGGAUCAUGGACAGGUGGCACCGGGUCUCAAUCAUAUUCCGUGCUCUUCGACGUGGAGCCAGUGGAAGCGUGUCUGGUGCAACCAGGAGUGUUGCGCUGCAGGUGUCCAGCGCACGCUCCGGGAAUAGCAUCGCUUCAAGUAGCCUGCGACGGCUUCGUGGUGUCGGACAGCGUAGCGUUCGAAUACCGUCGUGCCCCAACGGCAGAGCCCAGUCCAGAAAAAGCUCUGCUGGACCGUUUGGCGGAUGUAGAGGCGCGUCUUCAGGGACCUGGACCACCAUCUCUAGCAGCCCAUCUGGAGGAACGUCUCGUAGCCUACUGCCAGGACGCCGUGGUGAGGCCCUGGCGUGCUGGUGCGGAGCCUCUACAGUCGGGUGGACCGACGCUCCUGCAUCUGGCUGCUGGUCUAGGAUACUCGCGACUAGCUUGCGCUCUUCUCCAUUGGCGGGCCGAGAAUCCUAGCAGUGUCCUCGACGCGGAAGUCGACGCUCUCAGACAAGAUGCCGCAGGGCUGACUCCUCUUGCGUGGGCUUGCGCUGCAGGACACGCCGACAUGGCCAAAAUUCUCUACAGGUGGAACGCCAUGGCCCUCAGAGUACGAGACUGUAGGAAUAGAAGCGCCACCGAGUUAGCAGCCGAGAACGGACACGCGAGCAUCGCCGAGGAGCUGAAUCAACUGGAGGCCAGACGUCGGGACGAGAAGCUGUUCGUGCGACCAGCAAGCCCCAGGAGGCUGUCGCAAGACAGCGGUCUCAAUAUCGCCUUAUGUGGCUCGCCGUUCCUGGAUAACAUGGAGUUGUUGCAAGAGGACGAGUCGUCGUUAACACUCGGUCAACAGGGGAUGGAAAGUGCCCCGAGCUCUCAAGAGACUGUAGGGGAAGAAGACGCGAGGGUCCUCACUCUGGCCGACCAAAUUAUAGCAGCGCUUCCGGAGAGGAUCAAGAGAGCCGAGAGUGAUCCACCUUCGCCAUCAUCGCCUCCACCACCGCCACCCUUGCCGCCCCUGGAGGACGCUUUGAUGGAGCAGAUGCCAUUAGAUUCUGGAGAAUUGUUCGACUCGUAUCGCGACUGCAGCGGAGGUGCUGCUUCCGUUUCUGACGUAGACGCCGACGCAAGUCCCUCGAGUCCUUCUAGCAGUUGCUUGACACCUGACUCGCCGUCGCCACCGCCGACAACUGCAGACUUCUGUGAGUUUCUGCAGCUGCAACUUCAGCUGGACGGCGGGGACGGGCACAAUGGGCAGUAUGGAUACAAUAGCAGCGAUCGCACCAUCGGUAAUGGAGUCUGUGGUAACGGAAAUGGCGGUACCGGAAGUGACGGGGGAGAGGCCGACCUCAGCAGACUCACUCUGUCGGAUCGCGAACAGCGCGAGCUCUAUCAGGCCGCAAGGAUGAUACAGAAGGCCUACAGGAGUUACAAGGGUCGUCAGAGACAGGAAGAAGCUGAGAGACACGCUGCUGUACUCAUCCAACAAUAUUAUCGCCGGUACAAGCAGUACGCAUACUACAGUUCCUUUUCUUCUGCCAGGAUGAUUGAUUCUCUGCAUUACAGACAAGCCACUAGGGCAGCGCUGGUGAUACAGAGCAAUUAUCGCAGCUACAGAGCGAGACCAGGUUCCUCAAACUCCAGACAACAAGCAGCACAUCAGCAAGCUGCCCACCAGGCUGCCCGAAAGAUUCAGCAGUUUAUGCGUCAGUCUAAGAUCAAACUGCAGAACGCCAGGGCCGUCGCAAGCGGGAACGGGAGGCAGCCAGUGGGCAUUUCACGGGGGGCUGCUGCCCUCCAAAACUCGCCCUCAUCUAGCCCAGGGGCCAACCUAGUAGCCGCCAACCCAGUAGCCGCCAGUCCCGACAUCACCUAGUAGCUGAUUGCCAAUCCGCCGGCCGUGCUCUCGGUACUCCUCUUCAGAGAGAGUGUCGACACGCUUAGGACGACGUCCCUUGUUCAUUUGAAAUUAAAAGGCGGAACAACGUAAACAGGCAACGGAUAAAGGAAACACUUUGAACUUGCGAACUCGGGAGUUUCCUCGCUGGGACGUUUAUCCAUUCUGUAUUUUUACAAUGAUUAAGGAACUCAGUAACUUGCGCAGACUUUACUCUGGACGGAAGAUCCUUUUCUUUCUUAUGAUUGUCAGUUGAGAGUUCAUUGUUGUUCUCCUUACUUCGAUCCCUUUGUUGCUGUUGUUGCCGUUACUUCUAUUAGUCACAGAAUCAAAGGACUUGGGUUACGGGUCAUCUGUUCAUCUCGGAUUGAGAUCUUCUAGUCGCAGUACCGAUUUGCCUACUGUCAACCACAUCAGAAAUGGCUCGAUCAUUCCUGCUGCGUUUUUUCUCAUCUUGUCCACGUGGGGUUAUCUGAAUGAUUUGACGCUGAGCUUUGGCUGCGUCUGCAGUUUCCUCGGAUGGACCGACUUAAUGGAGGACUCCUCGCUUGUUAGGCUUACCGAAUGGUUUUCGGCACGUGAUAGAGAUAUGGUUCCAUACACUUGGCUGUACUAUACAACUAUAGUCGCAUAGUUCAGACGAAUAAUUCUAUUCUAUUAAAUCAAGUGUAGAGAUUCUGACGUGACUCCGAGUGGAAUCCAGAUUUUAGGAUACGAGGGAUAGGACAAAUAAAGGAAAAGACAUGUGUUGAGCGGUCAGGGAGAGAGAGAGAGAUUCUUUUUUGAAAAUUAUCUUGCUCGAGUCUUGUUAUCGAGUAGCGGACGAUAACGAGGAUUGGAGAUCAUGCUUUUAUCAGUAAUCAUACUGUUAUUAACUACUACAACUAUUAUGGUGCUAUCGAGCGUACGCGAGAGACAUUGCUUUCUUUUUUAUUAUUUCUAUGUCGUGUUAGUUUAAACCGCGCGUAACACCAAUGUCCCGAAAGCGCUUAGGGUGCUGGAGGUGACUUACUAGGAAGGUUUUGCAAAGGGGAGGUGGGCAUUUCCUUGCCGUAAUUAAUUAUCACAAAAUAUGGCAUUCCUAAAAGUAGUAGAAAAAGAAAAAAAUGACGCGUACUAAUUCUACAUACUACUCCGAUUUAAUAUGACAAUUCGAUAUACAACGUAGGUGGGAAGAGAGAUCUAUUUGGAUCUUGCCGUAGAAUGGAGAAGCGAGUCAAUGAUGGUAGAGAAGGUUUAGUGAUUGAGCGAUUAAAAUCAUAAAAUUUUGAAAUCGUGACAAACCGUUAAGUUUUCCCGCUGGUUCGUCGCUACUUCGCAUCGAAAAUGCCGCUCGGACGGAUUCGAAAGGACUUUCCAGAGAAUUCGCACGUACGAGAAGAGUCUCUUGUUGAGAUAGCAGAUCGAUUAGGAAAAGAAAAAAAGAAAAGGAUAAAGAUAAGGAUUAUUAAAAAAAGAGAGAUAACGAGAGCUCUUCGACGGGGCCCUUGAUUCACGGGCUGUGCUCGAGUAUCGCAAUUAUUAUAAAAAAUGUUCUUAUUGUUAAACAUUUUCUCUAGGCUAAUUAUUGCAUUGUUAUAUCAAUUUAUCUAACGUUUUUUCUCUUACGGGGGAGAUCUUUUUGAAUUACAUAAAAAAGUGCGUAGGUGGAUUACGAACGUACCGGCGAGUGCGGCACAGCCAGAUGAGAAAGAGAGAGUGAGAGAGAGGGGGGCCCCGCGGUUCCCGCUGAUAAAACAUUGUGAUAAAUCCAAAGUGAUCCAAGAAAGUAUUUCCGAAGUUUUGACGCCCGGGCUGAUGUCAAAAUGAAGUAAUAAACAAAGAAAAAGAAAAAAAAAAGUGUGAAAACAAAAAAUAUGUACGAAGACGAUUAAACACAGACAGGCAGACAAAUCCAUCUGGCGUGGCGUGUAUUCCGUUGCUAUCGUGACGUCGACGAACUUCCUAACCUACCAGGCGCGAAGUCUCAAUAAUUUGUUUUCCCACCUGCCCCUCCACCCUCUGGCCCUCAACGAUUUGCGAACUUCCUAGGGGAAGAGAGGGGCGGCCGGGCGGGAGGGACAGGGCCGUAGGAACUAUGGGGAUCCUAAAGGGAGACGCCCGAGCACGAGACGUCGUGACGGCUACGCGACGGCACGCGCGUCGAAGCGAAAAUAUAAUUGUACACACGAGUCAAUUCCAACGAGCAUUUUCAUGCCACUAAGCUUAAAUAAUUAUUAGUUAUUAACGUAAAAAAGAAAAAAGGUAUACAGACAGACGAGGGAAGAGAGGAGUAAAAAAUAGAUAAACCCAAAAAAAAAAAAAAUUCAAAUAAUAAUAAAUAAUACAAAAGAAAACACACACUCUUUCAAUCAUUGUUAUAUUAAUUAAUCACGAUCCUAUCGAUACUUAAACGAGACGAGUAAGAAUCUAAUUAUACACAAACUAUUAUUAUAUUAAUAUUUUUGCUUAUUACGAUUUUUAAGAAUCUAUCGACGAGGCUUAGCGACUAAUGAAAAUAAAAGGGAAAAUUAAUUAAAUUAAAUAAAUACCUCGGCGACUUUAUCCGCGACCCGUUCGCGUGAGGUUCUUAUUAACUGACGGUGCGGGCUUUGCCGGGCGCGGUAAUUCGUGUUUUUUGGCAAUCAUGGGCUUUGAAUUUUACAUAUGAAAAUUUGAUAAUGACUGUCGGAUGUAUCGGCGAGCGAGAGUGCGUGUGCGUGUUGUGCGCGGAUGCGUGAUUGCGUGAAUGCGGGCGUCUGGUCGUCUAACCGUCGAUAAUCGAUUGUAAGAUCGAUUUUGGGUAACGAUCGAAGGAAAAAUAAAUAAAUAAAUAAAUAAAAUGUUCGCGCUACGCGCAAAACUCUACUUUCUUCGAUUAGGUGCUUUUAAGAUCCGUUUCGAAAGUUCUCGUUACCGAUUUAAUUACGAAUUAAACUAAAUACAAAGCAUAGAGAGAUAUUUAAAUGAGAACUAACGCAGUAUCGCUAUUUGAAUAACGGAAAAUAUUAAUAAAUAAAUAAACCGCAGUAUUUCGUCCACCGAUCGAAUCGAUCCUCGCGUUUACGUCCUUUUUCGUAAUUACGUAACGAUUAGCAAGUGUUACGAAACUUUUUUUUUCUUCUUUUUGGGCUUCGUGUUAUUCUCUCUCUUUUUUUUUUUUCCUUUACUCUUCCUUCUCUUGCUUCCGUUCGUUCGUCGACUCUCAUUGUCAGUCAUACCAAUCGGACUCCUCGAGAUUUUAAUAUUGCGCGAUCGAGUAGUGCGUACGAGGCGCAAUUAUAAAUUUUUUUAAUCAAUUAAAAUUUAAUCAGUGGAUAAAUACGAGAGACAAAUCCGAGACGCGCUACCGACGUUAUAAAGAAAAAGAAAGAAGGAAAAGUGAAAAGAGUGAAGGGAGAUUUUUUUUUAUUUUUCAGUUAAGGGGUAUGGGGGGAAGUUGAAUUAUGGGUGGGAGGGAGGUAAUACUAAAAUAAAUAAAUAAAAUCGCUAGGGUAGGCGCUUCGAGAGGAAUGCAUAACUUUAAAGUCAUUUAAACAGUUUAUUCUCAAGAGAUAUAAAGAUUUACUAAUUAAACGUGAUUAACGACCCGAGGACAGCAAUUAUGAAAAUGAGAUACGGACACAAGAUAAUACUGCACUUAUACACACUCUUUACGGACACACGGGGAAAAAAAAAAAGUACUAAUACACGUGACACUUUUACACACACAAGAAAAUGGGAAUGACAAAAAAAAGGAAAAAAAGAAUUUUUAAAAUCCUAUAUAAGAAAGCCAAGAGUCAAAGACGACUAGAUGAUAGGUGCCGCAUGGCCUAACUGCUGCCACUUUAAUUAAUUAAAUAAUUAAUUAUAAAACUUUAUUACUAUCUCGAUUAAGCGAUAAACGGAUGAUUACACGUCAUGCCGCCUUUUCAACUAUUUUAGAACGCAGAACGAGUAGCGAUUUUAGUGACUAUUUACUUCUUCGAGUCGGAAAAGUAAAAAGGCAAAAAAAAAAAAAUGAUAAAUGAUAAUCCAACGCUAGAUUCGAGAGAUUCCGAAUUCUUUCACUCUCCAAUUUAAUACAUUGUAUUUUUAGUGAAACAAAUGAGAAUAAAAAAAAAAUACGUCCAAGUGUUCAAGACGACUAGCUAGGGGCUUAUGGAGAAUACGCGACAGUUACGACGAUCGACCCAUCGAAUCACUCGAUCGAUCGAUUAAUCGCUCCUGGAAUAUUAUUAGCAUCUUUCAUUCUCGUUUAUAAGAAUUUCCUAGAUCGUGUCGAUUAUCCACGUGUUCGUAUUAUCCUAGUCUUACCAGUACUUAAUGACAGUUCCUAUUCUUUUAUUUAUAACCCGAUGUAACAAUGAUCGCACGUGGUUUUACAAUGGUUAUCGUGUCUCCUAAUGUCACGUGGAAGGAAUAUUCGAGAUGUUUUCACGAAGGGUCAAUGACCCUUGCGAGGUAUCACUGAGACUGUUGGGUGAGCACUUGGACUACUUCGACGAGAGAUCGAGAGGGAGAAGAAAAACUUAUGGAAAAAAAAAAA
Molecule: messenger RNA, 7690 nt
Organism: Cephus cinctus (wheat stem sawfly)
Lineage: Eukaryota; Metazoa; Arthropoda; Insecta; Hymenoptera; Cephidae
Gene: Camta
Product: calmodulin-binding transcription activator 2
Biological process (GO): regulation of transcription by RNA polymerase II
Cellular component (GO): nucleus
Molecular function (GO): double-stranded DNA binding; protein binding; transcription coregulator activity
Source: RefSeq, a predicted model, not a curated record